Molecule: messenger RNA, 912 nt
Organism: Trypanosoma theileri
Lineage: Eukaryota; Euglenozoa; Kinetoplastea; Trypanosomatida; Trypanosomatidae
Exons: 1
Coding region: 1-912 (303 amino acids)
Source: RefSeq, a predicted model, not a curated record
AUGCUUGUGCGACCAAUCUUUUGUUUACUGGUUUUUCUAGUAAUUGUUGCUUCUGUAUGCGUGUCUGCUAACUCGAGUCCUCCUUCUAGAGGUGCUUCUUCUGUUGCUGGCGACACAGAACCUGUUGUUCGUGAUCCUCUCUCAGGUACUCUUCGUAUUGUAGAGGUAAACCAUGGAGACAGUAAUACUCUCACUCCUCCUCAAGCACAGAAGAUUGAAGGAGAACCUGAACAAGCGGCUGUUCUUUCACAAGAACAGGAUUUAAGGCAAACAAGUCAAGAACAUCAACGGCAGGAGGAAAUCACUGAAGGUACAAUGAAGACAGAUAAAGCGAAACCUGAUGCUCCUGAGAAGUUAACGCCCACCGGUGAUGCUCAGCCCAGACUGACACAGGUCACAGAUCCAAAAUCAGAAGUACCACAAGGAGAAAUUAACCGUGCUUUGCCACAAGAACAGGAACCCAACGAGUCGCAGAACACUCAGGAAAGAGACAUUCCAUCUGAUUCCAACGGCGUAUCCAACACAAAUACAGUCUCCAAGGAAACUGAAGAUUCAAAGGCCUCUUCUACCACACCUUCACCACAGACAAGCGAAGAUACAACUGCAUCUGAUGGCACUCCUGUUAACUCAAGCCAAGACGAUAUUAAGAAUAUUGAGGCCAACAGUACUGAGUCUCGAGACACAACAACGAAUACAUCAGAGAACAUAAACACUGACACUCCCAAUACAACCAGCAAUAAUGAGGAAUCAACUUCAACCACUACCACCACAACAACAACACUUCCUCCUGAACUCACAAACAACAAGAAGGGUGAUGCAGACAGCAGCAGCAGUAUCAGCAGUUCUGUGUGGAUGCGCACUGCAGCACCACUACUAAUUGUGGCUGUGUUGUUCUCCGCUACCAUGUACUGA